CCAUGGGGAAAAUGUGGUGGCAUCAUGUGUGUGGUGCAUUUGUGUUCCUCACUGUCAGCCUGAUUUCCUUCACACCACCUUGUGAUGGAGGGAACAUUCUGGUGUUCCCUGUAGAUGGCAGCCACUGGAUCAAUACGAAGAUCCUGCUAGAGGAGCUUCAUGCCAGAGGACACAACCUCACUGUGAUAAGAGCAUCCACUAGCUGGUACAUACCAGAGAAAUCUCCUCUCUACACAUCCAUUACCAUCCAAAUGGAAGGUCAAGGAAAUGCUUUUUAUAUAUUUCUGCAAGAGCAACUGAAGGUAUGCAACUGUGAAUGUGUAUAA
Molecule: messenger RNA, 326 nt
Organism: Sphaeramia orbicularis (orbiculate cardinalfish)
Lineage: Eukaryota; Metazoa; Chordata; Actinopteri; Kurtiformes; Apogonidae
Product: UDP-glucuronosyltransferase 2A1-like
Exons: 2
Coding region: 3-326 (107 amino acids)
Molecular function (GO): UDP-glycosyltransferase activity
Source: RefSeq, a predicted model, not a curated record